AUGACCAAUUCAAUAGAAGCUCUGUAUAUCUACGACGACCUCAACACUCCCAUUCUCGAACACACCUACCGCUCCCGCCCACCGUCCGCGAAAGCGCUCCUCUCGCUCUUCCUCGAACACCCCCCGCCGCGGCCAUCGGUGAUAUAUCUCCCCACUGCGACUCCCCCCGUCACUGUUUUUUCUAUAUUACACGCGAACCUGCUCUUUCUUGUGCCCAGCAGCACCGAAACCGAGCCCCUCCAAGUCCUUGAGUUCCUCCACCGCGUUGUCGAUGUUCUCGAAGAAUUCGUCGGGGCGCCGUUACUGGCAAGCAAAAUCCAGAGUAACUACGAUGUAGUGGGCCAGUUACUGAGUGAAAUGUGCGAUGCCGGCAUAGUGUGCAACACGGAGCCAAAUGCACUACAGGAGGUGGUGGAGGUGCCUGGCUGGAUGAACAAGUUUCUGAGCGGCGUGGGACUACCAGGUUCAUCUCCCUCCCUUGGACCUUCGAACCCUGGAAAGUCCUCCUUGAAUACCAUGCCUCCACCCAACGGCUUAUCGGCCGCAGGACCCGCCAUUCCCUGGCGCCGGCAAGGCGUUCGUCACACUUCAAACGAGUUGUACGUCGAUAUCGUUGAGUCACUGCACGUCACCAUUGCACCGUCAGGGCGCGCGCUCUCCGCCAUCGCCAACGGGACCAUAGCCUUCACCUCCAAGAUUUCCGGUGUUCCCAAUCUCCUGCUUUCACUAACUGCACCAGGCGGACAGAAGAGUCUAGCGCAUAAGCUUGAACUUCCUGUCUUUCAUCCCUGCGUACGGCUGGCCCGAUGGCGCGAGAGACCGGGGGAACUCAGUUUUGUGCCGCCAGAUGGGCGGUUCAUCCUCGCCGGCUACGAGGUAGAUUUACUCCCUAUAGACCCCGAUCUAGACGAACCACCGGCACACAUGGAGAAACUUUUCCUCCCAGCAACUGUUUCACUUCAAAAGUCUCUUGGACCCAACGGCUUAGACUUUGAAAUCCGACUUACCCUAAAUACAAACUUCCCAGGCACGCACUUCUCGUCGCGGGGCGGCGGCGGGUCCAACCGCGGAUCCGGCACCUCCACGCCAUCGUUCCUGGGUAAUAUUGGCGGCGGGAGCUCCUCUUCCUCUCCUAGCUUAGACGACUUGGUCGUCACCGUGCCCAUUCCCCCCUCGGUCAGGUACAUCACAGAUAUCCAAGCUAGUCGGGGAGAAGCGAACUUCAUGCCCGGCAACGAAUUCCUAGAAUGGCGCAUCCCAACAUCCUCUCGCGAUGCAGGAAACAUUUCAGGCACCGCGGUCCUGCGAUGCACCGUCGUCGGACCCCCCGACGCUGAGCAUCCAAAAGAAGAACCCGUCGAGGAAGAACACGGAUACGACGGAAAUGCGUCUUCCCGAGCCCGUGUCAACCCUCUCCAGAGCUACUACGAUGAAGAUACUCUAACAUCCGAGCGCCGACAACAGCUUCCAUCGGAACGCAAUAAACCAAAAUCCCGCAAACCGCAGUCUAAUUCUCUCCUUAUGCCCAAUUCCGUGUCUGUCUCCUUUUCCGUGCGUGGAUGGCUCCCUAGUGGGAUUCGUGUUGAUGGCUUAGUUGUUGAUUCGCGACGGAGUCGAGGCUUGGGUGAAGGCGUGAAACCGUACAAAGGAGUGAAAUAUAUCUGCGAAAUGAAAAGCGCAAUAACAGACUUUUCGAUGCCCGCUUGGCGUAUUGCUGAAGACCGUAUGCAACUAUUUGCCUGA
Messenger RNA from Uncinocarpus reesii 1704, 1743 nucleotides. RefSeq lists its product as uncharacterized. Gene Ontology annotation, biological process: endocytosis; intracellular protein transport. Lineage: Eukaryota; Fungi; Ascomycota; Eurotiomycetes; Onygenales; Onygenaceae. Gene Ontology annotation, cellular component: clathrin adaptor complex; cytoplasmic vesicle. The transcript has 5 exons. The record is from RefSeq and is a predicted model, not a curated record. The coding region runs from base 1 to 1743 and encodes 580 amino acids.